Molecule: messenger RNA, 795 nt
Organism: Sorghum bicolor (sorghum)
Lineage: Eukaryota; Viridiplantae; Streptophyta; Magnoliopsida; Poales; Poaceae
Product: phytosulfokines 4
Exons: 2
Coding region: 111-458 (115 amino acids)
Biological process (GO): cell population proliferation
Cellular component (GO): extracellular region
Molecular function (GO): growth factor activity
Source: RefSeq, a predicted model, not a curated record
UACUAUCUAGCUCCCAUGUUGCAGCUCAUCCUCACCUAAUAACACAACAGCUCUACUGAACAUCAUCACUCGUCAGGUACAGGUAGACAGAAAGAGAGACCUACAGAGAGAUGGCCUCCGGCUCCAGGCAGCUCAAGGCUAGUCUCCUCGUCGUAGCAGCUCUGCUCCUCCUCAUCUGCACCUGCACUACUAGGGGGCAAGCAGCAAGGCCGGAACCAGCAGGAUCGUCCAAGGACCACAUGCCACAGCAGUUGCAGCACGCUGCUGUCUCCGCCGCCGGUGGUGCUGCUGGCCAUGAGAAGAGUGGCUCAGCGGCCGGGGUGGAAAUAAUGCAUCGAGAUGAGCCGGAGGAGAUGAUGAGCGAAUGUGAGGGCGGAGACGAACGGGAGGAGUGCCUGAUGAGGAGGACGUUGGUCGCUCACACCGACUACAUCUACACCCAGGGGAAGCACAACUAAUCACUUGUGAAAGAAGUUCGGGGGACAAAAAAGCUCGCAGGGUUAACGAGCUAGCCAACCUGAAGUUCUACAGUGCCGUCAACUGUGGAUUAUAUAUUGUUCAAUACCUAGUCUUUUUUUUUCCCUUUCUGCAGUUCUGUGAGCUGUGGAUUAUUUUCAUGUAUACUUCGUUAAUUACCAGUGUGAUUUUCCGUCCGCUUCUCGAGCUUAUGUACGAUAUACUAUCCAUAGACCAUAUACUCUUGGCUUGAGAAGCUAAAUGGAAAUUCUAGAUUACUAGCUAAAGUCUACCCGCUGUAAAUAUUACAUCUAUGUGUACUCUUAUGCUUUCGUUAUA